Messenger RNA from Corticium candelabrum, 1645 nucleotides. RefSeq names its product ELAV-like protein 1-A. The record is from RefSeq and is a predicted model, not a curated record. Gene Ontology annotation, molecular function: mRNA binding. NCBI's taxonomy places the organism in Eukaryota, Metazoa, Porifera, Homoscleromorpha, Homosclerophorida, Plakinidae. Gene Ontology annotation, cellular component: ribonucleoprotein complex. The transcript has a single exon. The coding region runs from base 40 to 1353 and encodes 437 amino acids.
UGCGACUAACGGUCUGGUAGUCCGAGGGAAGGUUCCAAAAUGGCGGCAGGUUACAGUCUUCUUACAUCGCAAAGACAGCAGAAUGGCAAACUCAUUGUCAACUACGUACCUCAAAUCAUGUCCGAAGAGGAGCUUUCCGGUCUCUUCGAGGCCAUAGGACCCCUAGAGAGCUGCAAGUUGGUGCGAGACAGAAACUCUCAGGGAAGUCUCGGAUACGGCUUUGUUGUCUACCAGGACCCGGCAAUGGCCGAGCAAGCUGUCGCUGCUCUUAACGGGCUGAAAGUGCAAAACAAGAGACUCAAGGUCAGUUACGCACGACCAUCUGGAGUAGACAUAAAGAACACGAAUCUCUAUGUCGCGGGCUUGCCGCCGACCGUCGUCGACGACGACUCUCUAGUGGCCAUGUUUCGGCCGUUUGGUAAUGUUAUACAGUCGAGGCUUCUUACCGACGCGAAUGGACGUCCGAGGAACGUUGGGUUUGUGCGUUUCGACUCGCGGAGAGACGCAGAAAACGCGCUGGCCGCUCUGAAUGGCCAGGUUCCCGAAGGGGGGACCCUCUCGCUGACAAUUCGUUACGCUGAGAGUAAUCGAAAGAAUUUGCAACAAGAACAACAACAACAACAACCGACUGCUUUGUUAGCAUCUGUGUUGGCUGCGCAGCAGCAGGCGGGCAUGAUUGCUCAAGUUCAGGCGCCAUAUUUCCAGUCUCCACUAACUGCUGCUGUUCCGGGUGUCAUGCCUGGUGCGAUGCCUGGUUCCAUGCCUGGUGCCAUGCCUGGUGCCAUGCCUGGUGCCAUGCCAGGUGCUGUGCCUAAUGGAACAGCUACUUCAGCAACUCCAGUCAGUGGAAGCUACGGAAGUAAUGUUACUAUUCAACCUGCACCGAUGCCAGGAGUUCCAACGGGAUAUCCAGUGGGGUUACCCAAUCCAGCUAUGGCGGGAAAUGUUGCUCCUUCGAUGCCUGGUGUGGCACCCGCAUUGCCUCAAGCCACUCCUGGAUAUGAACAGCAGAAUAUGGCAGCAUUCGGUGUGGCUGGCAUGAACCGUCUUCAUCAGCAACAUUUUAAUCCUCUGGCUGCCAGCACUUCUCAAGCAGGGUUUUGUUUGUUUGUAUACAACAUACCGGUGACAGCCGAAGAAACGAUGCUCUACCAUUUGUUUAGUCCGCAUGGUGCAAUCUCCAGUGUUAAGAUCAUGAAAGACGAGAAUGGUAUAGGAAAGGGCUUUGCCUUUGUCAAUAUGGUGAAGUACGAGGAAGCGUGGCAGGCGAUUACCGUUCUGAAUGGUCAAGAAGUGGAGGGAAAGACGCUGCAAGUGUCGUUUAAGACGCCCAAAAGUUCAAAGAUAAAGUGAGGUGUGAUGUAAAAUGCCUUUGGCUCGUGGUAUCAAGACUUGUGACGUAUGUAUGUUUUCUCAUUGUGAUGAUUUCAGCAACUGUCCGUUUAAUUUCGUAGCUAGUUAACGUACUGCAUUGUUGUUGAAACUUGAUUUUCAUGACUGCUAGUAUUUAGAUUCGAUUCCUACUUUGGAGUUGAUUUCCGUACUGUGCACUUUACUUUAUCUCGUUUCUUGGCGUAUGCAGUUAUGUUUAUUGCAGUUUACGUUUAUUCUCUGUGCAAUGUAUCAACAUAAGUCUUAGUAUUGG